Molecule: messenger RNA, 256 nt
Organism: Cercopithifilaria johnstoni
Lineage: Eukaryota; Metazoa; Nematoda; Chromadorea; Rhabditida; Onchocercidae
Source: the annotation of a GenBank genome assembly
CGUGACCUCCUUUCCUCCUCAAUACGUACUUGUUGUUCGUAUUAUUCAAAAGAAGAAAACAAUUUUGCAAAACAAACUUCGGCGUUUACGACGUAUGCUGCAGAAUAUUGCAACAUACAUAAAAAACAUUGCAUUCGGUAUGGUGUGGAAACUUCUGAUGCAAAAGUUAAAAUCUGCAGCUUGUAAUGCUGAAAGGCUUUGUAUAAAUAUGAUGUCGACGAGUUUGACAAUUGGAAUUUUGAAAUCAGCAGAAUAA